Kockovaella imperatae is the source of this 2202-nucleotide messenger RNA. RefSeq names its product armadillo-type protein. Gene Ontology annotation, molecular function: protein phosphatase regulator activity. The transcript has 9 exons. Lineage: Eukaryota; Fungi; Basidiomycota; Tremellomycetes; Tremellales; Cuniculitremaceae. Gene Ontology annotation, biological process: protein dephosphorylation. The record is from RefSeq and is a predicted model, not a curated record. The coding region runs from base 185 to 1987 and encodes 600 amino acids. Gene Ontology annotation, cellular component: protein phosphatase type 2A complex; cytoplasm.
CUUUGGACGAGGCUCACUCCUUUCAUCGUAGUCUGCUUAUACAACGCCUUCACAAAUUCCUGCGCAUCACGGUCAAAGAUCCGACAGAACCAGGAGACUGCCAGCGAAGAGCUGAUAUCGCUCUAGCGUAAUCGGGCUCGCAACAAUUCUAGAACCCGACCUGUCACGUCUCCCUCUUUCCAUCAUGGCGGACGAUUCGGUCUACCCUAUCCAUUUGCUCAUGGAUGAGCUCAAGUCAGAGGAUGUGAUGCUUAGAUUGACGUCGAUUCGUCGCCUAUCAACCAUCGCACUUGCUUUAGGUCCCCAACGCACGAGGGAAGAAUUGAUUCCUUUCCUGCAAGACCAACUGGAUGACGAAGACGAAGUGCUUCUGGUGCUUGCAGAGGAGCUGGGUGGAUUUGCAGAGUACGUCGGAGGCAAAGAAUGGGCAUGGACAGUAUUGGGACCAUUAGAAAAUCUCGCUGCGGUAGAGGAGACCCUCGUCCGGGACAAGGCUGCUGAGAGUAUCUCCAAGAUCACCGUUCAGAUCUCGCCUCAAGCUCUCGACCAACACUUCCUGCCCUUGCUUAAGCGCCUGUCAGGCGGCGACUGGUUCACUUCCCGGACGUCAGCAUGUGCCCUCUACGCCGCGCCGUAUCCAAAAGCACCGACCGAGAUGCAGGCGGAGAUGAGGCGCAUGUUCCAGCAAUUAGGGUCUGACGACACACCAAUGGUCAGACGGGCAGUUGCCAAGGCUCUUGGACCGUUGGCCAAAGCUGUCGCUUCUGUUCCCGGUCAAAAAUCACUUCUCAUCUCUGAUCUCCUUCCCCUGUACCGCAAACUCGCGUCUGACGAUCAAGACUCUGUUCGACUCCUCACCAUUCCCGAUCUCAUUGCGUUCGCCCAAAACCUGUCUCCAGAAGAAGUCAAAGAGUACUUGCUAGAUGUCAUGCGAGCUUCCGUGUCGGAUAAGAGCUGGAGAGUGAGGUACAUGGUCGCCAAUGAGUUUGUUGGACUGGCCGAGGCUGUCGGAGAGAAUAUUGUGCGAGACGAGCUUGUCAGAGCCUUUGUGGGUCUGUUGAAAGACAACGAGGCGGAAGUGAGAACUGCCGGUGCAGGCCAGAUUCCUGGGUUUGCUAAAUUGGUUGACCGUGAUACAAUCCUGUCUAGACUGUUGCCUUGCGUCAAGGAUCUGUCCACCGACUCUAGUCAACAUGUCAGAGCGGCGCUGGCCAUGCAGAUCUCCGGCCUUGCACCGUUACUUGGCAAGGAUCUGACAAUCGAACACCUGCUCCCGCUCUUCCUUCAACUGCUCAAGGAUGAUUUCAGCGAGGUCAGGCUUAACCUCAUUAGCAAGCUGGAGAUGGUGAACAACGUCAUUGGCAUUGAGCGCCUAUCGCAGGCUUUACUGCCGGCGAUCAUUGAGCUCGCUGAAGACAAACAAUGGCGUGUCCGACAGGCAAUUAUUGAAUACAUUCCUCUGCUGGCCACUCAACUCGGUGUUCAGUUCUUUGACGAUAAACUUGGGGCACUCUGCAUGUCCUGGCUUGGAGACACUGUAUUCUCGAUCCGGGAAGCGGCCACCAUCAACCUCAAAAAGCUCACCGAUGUAUUCGGCGUUGAAUGGGCUAGAGCAACCAUCAUUCCAAAGGUCUUGGAGAUGGGAGACCACCCUAACUACCUCUACCGCAUGACCACCAUUUUUGCCAUUACCACCAUGGCAUCCUCCCUUAACGUCCAAAUCAUCCGGGACACUGUUUUAGAUGCCGCCCUCUCCCUCUCCGAAGAUCCUAUCCCAAAUAUUCGAUUCAACGUCGCAAAGUGUCUGGAGACUCUCGCAGGAGUCUUGAGUACAUCGCCCGACGGCCAGGAGUUGAUACAGAGGCGCAUUAUUCCCGCAGUCAGCAAGCUGCAAAAUGACACCGAUGCCGAUGUCAGGUAUUUCUCAAACAAGGCGAUGGAACGGACAGUCGGUGAUGGAGCGGAGGAGCCAAUGGUGCUCUCAUAGAGUCGAGGUGGAAUAGCUUUGACAGUAUGCGCUGCAUGGAGCGGGAUUGUGGCGAUAGGCGACUCUUCCCUGGUCCACAGUGUUCAAGGUCAGCGGCUCGGUAGACGAGUGGAGAUACUCGAUGCUGCUGGAGGACUAUAGUUUUGACAUGAUGUAUAUGACUGUGCAAGAGACAAGCAACGAGCAUUCAGAUCGAGGUGAAAAAUGCAUGCGAU